AUGAAGCCUGAUUCUCAAAGGCCACAUAUCACUGAGCAACCUCUUACCUUCAGCAACUGGUACCUUCAUGUCAAUUGGGUCAAUACAACUCUGAUCCUCAUCGUACCACUUUUUGGCUGCGUCGCUGCCUUUUAUACAGAGUUGCGCCUUGCCACAGCUGCCUGGGCCAUUUUGUAUUAUUUCUGGACGGCUCUUGGAAUCACCGCUGGUUAUCAUCGUCUUUGGGCUCACCGUUCAUAUGAAGCAACCCUGCCUUUGAGGAUAUUUCUUGCCUGUGUGGGUAGUGGUGCUGUCCAGGGCUCUAUCCGUUGGUGGAGCAGCAAGCAUCGCGCACACCACAGAUGGACUGAUACCGUUAAGGACCCAUAUAGCGUUCGGAAGGGAGUUUGGUACUCCCAUUUCAUGUGGAUGGUGAUGAAGCAGAACCCCAAGGACCGUGGCCGGACAGAUAUCUCAGAUUUGAACCAGGACCCGAUCGUGGUGUGGCAGCAUAAGCACUAUGGCAUGUUCAUACUCGCUUUCGGGGUGUUGUUCCCUAUGACUGUGGCUGGGCUUGGCUGGGGCGAUUGGAAGGGCGGUCUGGUAUAUGCUGGCAUCUUGAGAUUCCUAUUUGUUCAACAGGCGACAUUCUGUGUCAAUUCCUUGGCUCAUUGGCUGGGUGAACAGCCAUUUGAUGACCGAAACUCGCCGCGCGAUCACGUUUUUACUGCACUGGUCACUCUGGGCGAAGGAUAUCAUAAUUUCCACCAUGAGUUUCCCUCGGACUACCGUAACGCUAUUGAAUGGUGGCAAUAUGAUCCAACUAAGUGGUCAAUCUGGAUGUGGAAGCGACUUGGCCUCGCUUCCAAUCUCAAACAGUUCCGUGCAAAUGAGAUUGAAAAGGGUCGUGUGCAACAACUGCAGAAGAAAGUCGACCAAAAGCGAGCCAAAUUAGACUGGGGCAUUCCUCUCGAACAGCUGCCCGUGGUCUCCUGGGAUGAUUUCUUGGUUGCUACACAGAACGGAAAAUCUCUCACUGUCAUUGCUGGUGUUAUCCACGACGUGACAGGCUUUGUCAACGAACACCCCGGCGGCAAGAUCCUGAUCAGUUCGGCGGUUGGAAAGGACGCAACGGCUUUGUUCAAUGGCGGAGUGUACAGCCAUUCUAAUGCGGCGCAUAACCUUCUUUCCACUAUGAGAGUUGGUGUGAUCCGUGGAGGUGGUGAGGUGGAAAUCUGGCGACAGAGAAAUGGAGACAAGCAUGCAGCCCAUGUUUCUCUUUAA
Messenger RNA from Penicillium pulvis, 1263 nucleotides. Its product is annotated as acyl-CoA desaturase. Gene Ontology annotation, biological process: unsaturated fatty acid biosynthetic process. Bases 1 to 1263 code for a protein of 420 amino acids. NCBI's taxonomy places the organism in Eukaryota, Fungi, Ascomycota, Eurotiomycetes, Eurotiales, Aspergillaceae. Gene Ontology annotation, molecular function: stearoyl-CoA 9-desaturase activity; iron ion binding; heme binding. Gene Ontology annotation, cellular component: endoplasmic reticulum membrane. The transcript has 4 exons. The record is from RefSeq and is a predicted model, not a curated record.